Molecule: messenger RNA, 1635 nt
Organism: Sclerotinia trifoliorum
Lineage: Eukaryota; Fungi; Ascomycota; Leotiomycetes; Helotiales; Sclerotiniaceae
Source: the annotation of a GenBank genome assembly
CAUGAGACAAAAGGCAUGAAUGAAAUUGGUUCAUUAAAUGGGUCAUGCAAAUCGUGGAUCACCGCGCUUCAAAAUGCCACCGUGCGUAUGGUUUUACGGUCAAGGUUGAAGACGAUACACUUGUGGAUGUGUUUAUAUCCUGUAUUUCUAUCAGUGUCACCGAACAAUGAAUACCUUCUCAAUUUUCCAGUUCUUCAUGGUUAUUGAUAUAUCUUCGUACGAAUGUCGCAUGUCGCAUCAGGAUCGCUGUUUCCCAUUUACUCGGGCAAUUAGGUUUUGUAAAUUCUUACCUUGGUUGAUUGGAAAGAGCAGCCCAGAAUCAUCGACACCUGCCCUCUAUUCACCCUUUGUCACUCACCAUCAACGACGAUUUGUGGUUACGAAUUUUCAUCACUUUCAUUUUACGCCGACGAACAAUAGAAUCAUCAAUUUCUCUAUAAACAUUUGUCCUCCCUCAAUAAUUCGACGAUAAUCAACCACAAACUUGCAUACGUGUCAGCAUGACAGAAACACUGCGUCGCCGCCUCCUCCUCGACAUUGCAGAACUACAAGCCAAACCAUAUCCAAACAUAUUCUUACAUGUCGAUGAUGAGAAUCUCAAUCACGCUUGCCUCAUCCUCACUGUGGAAGGAUACGGGCCUCCACAUAUGAGAGUUGACUUUCUCCCCGACUAUCCAAUUCAGCCCCCAAAUAUCGAUAUGGACUCUAAUAUAUCUCAUCCAAACAUCAUGGGGGGGCAAAUUUGCGCCUCCAUACUAAAUACUCCACCAGCCUACACGUUGAAAGGGUUGGCAAUUCAGUUGUUCAGCUUCUUUGCAAGUGAUGCAAUCUAACAAGUCAAUGGAAGGGGACGUGUAUACUUGCAGGACUAUCGAGCGAGGUCUAAGGCUGCCGAUGGAAGGACGAAUUUCUUUUGUGGAAAGUGCCGCUUUGCUAUCAAUAUUGCUGAGAAUGAUGAAAUUCCAAUUCGUGAUGGGUCCUUGACGAUGGAUCUCAACACGGUAGAACCGCAGGGUAAAUUUUCCAGAAGUUCAAAAAAUCCUCUCAAAGGAAGCAUACAAGAAUCUGAACUUCCAGAUGAAGUUCUCUUGUUGAUUUGUGAUAACUUGGAUACCGAAGACCUUUUGCUACUUGGGAAGGCCUGAGACAGAGUAGCCGAUAUGGUGGCGCAGUGAGUCCAUUCCAAAAUUAGCCACUGCAAGAAAUUGGGCAAAAUGCUUACAAUUCGCUGCAAGCUAUGACACUGAUCCGCAAGCGGGAACUGCAAUGUUUUCUCUCCAAGCAGGGUUACAAAACAGCCAGCUUGGAAAUUGGGGUGGCGGUGGUUUGGGAAGGCAUACACAACGGGACAGUUUCUUCCGAGUUUGAUUUAAUAUCCCACGAGGCGUUUUGGACACAUCAAGUUCGGCGUUCAGUACAAGGCAUCGGAUUCCAAUACUGGCUUCCUUUACCAAUUUCCGAAGGACAUUGAGAGAAGGUACAACCGUUGGCCGACCGGCAUCUGAGAUUGACCAAAAGAGCAGCGGGAUUUGGUCAUAUUCCGCCCUUCAAGCUGAUUUUUCAUUUCAUGAAUGAUGUGGUGGUGAAGUUCAUCAAGGAUGCUUCAGGAAACACUAACAAUUCCUCCGAUGUAAA